GGUGCUAAACACUUGAUAACAAACUAAAAUGUUUGAUAACACUGUAACGCCGCCAACGGUUGCAAUUUACCAAAGCCAAAAUGUAACGUAUGUCCGAACUCUGAGGUGUAUAAUUGUAUAAUAAUAUUUAUUUUCAAAGGAAAAUACCACUUCAUUAAAUCUGUCAUUUACCUACAUCGGUUAUUGACUUUUUGAACGAUCUUAACUAAAUUAUAACACCUUUACCAGUCAAAAAUGAUUCAAGUACUAUACUUCUGUGGUUUAUAAUUUUAAUAACAAUUGAAAGAUAAGUUUAAAGUUUUUUGUUUGAUAAAAAAAACCCUUAAAAUGAAGUUGUCGACAAAUACCGAUAGAGCUACACCUGAACGAAGUAGAUAUUAUACAAACUUCUUGUGUAAAGGGUCUAACGUUCAAUCCGAUGAAGAGAUAAAAGAUGUAUUAAAGUCAUAUUAUGAUGUAGAAAUUAUAAAAAUUAACCCUUCUUUCGAAAGAAAAAUUACCAAUUUCCUCAAGCCACUAAUGUCAAUGUUGCAAGAAAAUGUCGAAACAUAUCUGAACUCUGAACACGGUGAUGAUAAUCAUCGAGUCGAAUCAAUAUAUUCUGGAAUGGCUGGUAUCGCUGUGCUAUUUAAUUUCCAUGCGUUGAAAACACAAAACCAAUUGAAUACUAAAGAGAAAGCCAAACUAAUCAUUGAAAAAUGUUUAUUAAAAUUACAUACUACUUCCAAUCGCGUAUCAUACCUAACGGGGGAAUCAGGAGUUUAUGUAACAGCUGCUACGAUAUAUAAAACACACAUGGACUUCGUUAAUGUGAAUAAUAUGAUUAAGAAAGUUACAGAUUUGUUACCUCGGGUUUUAGAUGAAGAUUAUUCCGAUGAACUAUUGUAUGGCCGUGCUGGAUAUUUGUAUUCGUUGUUACUCCUCAAGCGUGUAGGAUGGAAGGACCCGCAGAGAGACAAGUUAAUUCGCCAGAUAGUUUCGGCAAUAUUAAAUUCUGGCAUGUACUUUUGUGUCAAGGAAAACAUAAAGAAGACUCCAAUUAUGUAUGAGUGGCACUUAAAGAAAUAUUUAGGAGCAGCUCAUGGUCUUUCAGGAAUUUUGCAUUGUCUUUUGUUGGCAAACGAGUAUUUGACUAAAAAAGAGUUGGAUGAUCUCAUCAAACCUGCAUUGAACUAUUUACUCAGUUUCCGAUUUGAAUCGGGCAAUAUACAAUCGUCAAUAAACAAUGAUAAUGAUCGUUUAGUCCAGUGGUGCCACGGCGCUGCAGGUGUUGCCCUAACUUUUGCUUUAGCUUAUAAAGUUUUUCAAGACAAUCAGUAUUUACUUGCUGCUGAAAAAUUUGGAGAAGUGGUCUGGAGUCGAGGUUUGUUAACUAAAGGUUAUGGGUUGUGCCAUGGUGUUAGUGGUAACACUUAUACAUUUUUAGCACUGUAUCAAAUUACCAAAAAUUCUAAAUAUUUAUAUAGAACUGCCAAAUUCAUGGAGUGGUGUUUAUCAACUGAUCGUCAAAAUAGAAACCCUGAUCGUCCUUUAUCACUGUUUGAAGGUAUUACGGGAGUUAUUUAUAUGUUGCUGGACGCUCAAAACCCUUUAGAAGCAGAAUUCAUAGGGUUUUAGAACACACAUAUUUAUAUUUACUGUAAAGUAUAUAUUGUAAAUAAUUUAGAACUUGAUAAUACCAAAUUGAUUUUUGUAACAAAACAAGUUGUACAGAAUAAAAAAGACCAGUGUGAUUUAAUUGUAAAA
Messenger RNA from Adelges cooleyi (spruce gall adelgid), 1746 nucleotides. Its product is annotated as glutathione S-transferase LANCL1-like. Gene Ontology annotation, biological process: carbohydrate metabolic process; peptide modification. The transcript has 9 exons. Lineage: Eukaryota; Metazoa; Arthropoda; Insecta; Hemiptera; Adelgidae. The record is from RefSeq and is a predicted model, not a curated record. Gene Ontology annotation, cellular component: plasma membrane. Bases 328 to 1617 code for a protein of 429 amino acids.